UGAUGAUGAUCCGUUUCCUUUGUCUCUUCCUUUGGUUUCUUCAUCUUCUGCAACAAUCUUUAGGGCAAGAGGAUGACUGCGUGCCUUCACAGUGUUCGAGGUAUGGGCCCAGUAUCGAAUUUCCAUUUCGCUUAAAGAACAAUCAGCCUGAGCACUGCGGAUACAACAAAACUGGGUUUGAGCCGACUUGCAAAGAUGGAGACACCAUCCUACAACUCCCAUCUGUUGGUGAAUUGCUUGUUUUUAACAUCUCGUAUUCAAAACAGAGCAUAUAUGUUCAGAAACAUUGCCUUGCAGAAUUCAUCCUCGGGUUUGAUGAUAAUAGCUCAUCUUCUCCAUUCCAUUACUUUUGUAAGACGGAGAGUUACAUGUUCUUUGACUGCCCAACUGACGCUAACUCCGAUACCAGCAGCAUCACCCAAGUGCCCUGUUUAAGCAAUAAGUCACAUACAGUUGGCUUCAUGGAAUCGUCUUCUGGCCUGGCAUUGAACCCUAAGUCUUGCAACGUCAUCGCAAGUGUUACAGCUCCAAUGGUGCCAUAUGACUAUGACGAUAAAUGCACUAAUUCAAUGGGCAUCUUCAAUUAUCCCGACUACCUCAAAGAGUAUCUCACGGGUUUGAGUUUGAAAUGGGAACUUCCUGGAUGUAACUGCAGCAAGGUAGGAGAGAGAUGCAGAUUCAAGAACAAAACCACUCAGGAGCUGGGAUGUUUCUAUGUGAAAGAAGUUCCUCCACCUCGGUACCCCGACGAUUAUGGCCUCACACGAUCAGGUUCCAAAGGUGGACUAGCAAAAGAUGUUGCCAUAGGAGUAAGCAUAGUCCUGUUGAUUCUCAUAGCAGCAACAGUUGUCUCUAUUAAGGUCUAUAAGUCGCGGAAAUUGACUAAUGAGAAAGCAAGAGAAGAUCAACUCAAGAUAGAGAAAUUCUUGGAGGAUUACAAAUCUCUCAAGCCCACCAGAUACUCUUAUUCAGAGGUUAAGAAGAUGACUAAACAAUUUAAAUGCAAAUUAGGACAAGGAGGCUAUGGCAGUGUGUUCAAAGGCGAGCUCUCAAAUGGAAUUCUUGUUGCUGUUAAGAUCCCCAAAGAACCAGCAGCCAGUGAUGGAGAUGAUUUUAUCAACGAAGUGGGCACCAUCGGUAGGAUUCACCAUGUCAAUGUGGUUCGUCUUCUUGGGUACUGCGCAGAUGGAUACAAGAGAGCCUUGAUCUAUGAAUUCAUGCCCAAUGAAUCACUAGCAAAAUUCAUAUUCUCAUCAGAAGGUGAUGCUAACAACCCUCUACGACAUUGGGAGAAGCUUCAGGACAUUGCAAUAGGUAUUGCGAGAGGAAUUGAAUACCUUCAUCAAGGUUGUGACCAGCGUAUCCUCCAUUUUGAUAUCAAGCCUCACAAUAUUCUACUAGACAAAAAUUUUAAUCCCAAAGUUUCUGAUUUUGGGCUGGCAAAGUUAUGUGCCAAAGGUCAAAGCAAUGUAUCGAUGACUGCUGCUAGGGGAACAAUGGGCUAUAUUGCACCAGAAGUCUUCUCCUGGAACAUUGCCAAUGUUUCCUCUAAAUCAGAUGUUUACAGUUUUGGGAUGUUGUUGCUUGAAAUGGUGGGAGGAAGGAAGAAUAUAGAUGUCUCAGUGGAGCACUCCAGCCAAGUAUACUUCCCUGAAUGGAUUUAUAAUCGCCUACAUCAAGGGGAAGAGCUGGGUUUGAGGAUGAUUGCAGAUGAAGAUACUGAAAUUGCAAGGAGAUUGACCAUUGUUGCAAUUUGGUGCAUACAGUGGUACCCAUCAGGUCGCCCUUCAAUGAAUACUGUGAUUCGGAUGUUGGAAGGAGAAAUUGAUAAUUUGGAAAUGCCACCUAACCCUUUUGUUUCAACAGCUCCCGGAGAGGCAGAGGCAGAGGCAGAGGCUGAAGCAGCUAUCUUGGAGGGAUCACAAGGCCAAAAUCUAGCAGUCAUUACUGAAUAGUAGCAAAGAUAAGUAGUCAGCGGAU
Messenger RNA from Telopea speciosissima, 1980 nucleotides. RefSeq names its product rust resistance kinase Lr10-like. Lineage: Eukaryota; Viridiplantae; Streptophyta; Magnoliopsida; Proteales; Proteaceae. The coding region runs from base 3 to 1955 and encodes 650 amino acids. The transcript is spliced from 3 exons. Gene Ontology annotation, molecular function: ATP binding; polysaccharide binding; protein kinase activity. The record is from RefSeq and is a predicted model, not a curated record. Gene Ontology annotation, biological process: protein phosphorylation.